AUGUCAUGCCCAACCACGUCGAGCGGGGUAGACAUUCAGUAUGCGCUGACCAUCAACAUCGAGAACCACAAGGCAGCCGGCAUCCUCAACAACAAUGCCUACAGAAUCUGUGUAGGCUAUCCCGAAGAUGACAAAGGGUUCGACACGACGGUGAUAGGAGGAAAAGCGCUGAACUUCGACUCCUCAACACCGGUCAAGGUGACCUUUUCAGCCAGAGCUGCUGCUGCUGUUCACUAUUCCAUCGGCUACGCCAAAGAGUUCAAUCCAAAUUCUGAAGUCCUUCAGGCGAAGGAGGUCAAGCUUGGGCAAGUCUACCGACUUGAUAACAGCGGAGUGGCCAAAAUCGAAGAUGCAAGCUGGGUCCCGUCGGAUGCUCUGGGAUUCGAGAACUCAAUCUCUGCUUCGCCUAUUGUGCUUCGAAGGACCGAAGACGACCCUGGACCUGCACCGACACGCUAUAGGACGCUUCCGGUCUGGGUUCCUGGCAGGGGCUUGAUAACACCUCCAACCCCUUCAAUGUCGGUCAAAGUGUGGUUGGAGAGCGACUCAACCGCCGAGUAUGAGGACGACGAUCUGGGAACCCAUGACAUCUCCGAGCCCUUUCGUGUGAAGUUCAGGAAAGGCAACCCGACAGCUAUCAUUCUUUUCAAACAAGACGGCACAUUCAGCCUCAACUCUCUCAGGAUCCGUGCCUGA
Molecule: messenger RNA, 696 nt
Organism: Fonsecaea multimorphosa CBS 102226
Lineage: Eukaryota; Fungi; Ascomycota; Eurotiomycetes; Chaetothyriales; Herpotrichiellaceae
Exons: 3
Coding region: 1-696 (231 amino acids)
Source: RefSeq, a predicted model, not a curated record